UCUCUCUGCUUCCACUCCAGACUGCUGCUGAAUUGCUGGUAUGCCCUGCAGUCUGCUCUAAGGAUGAAGGGCUGGAGGAUGCUGGAAAGAGAGAACAAGGGAGAGAUUAUGUCUAAGCCCUUCCCUCUUCCCUCCCUCCUCCUUCUGUCAGGAGGACCACACUGACAGCCCUCCAGGGAGGAAAAGCGGGAGAGAGGGAGAAUACAGACUUUGUCUCUCUUUUCAGUUCCCCAUGAAGAUUCAGGGAUGCCUUCCAAGUCUUUGAAAGGGUCUUUGAGUGAGGGAGUCAGUCUAUAAAGGAAAGAGAGAAUACCAAGAAGCAGAUGCUGGCCAAGAGCAAUUUCAUUACAUCCAUGGAAUCAGGGCAACAAAUGUGCUUUGAUGCUUCUCCAUCACCCAGGAAUGGCAAUAAUUCCUUGCAAUGUGUUCUGCUCUUGCUGCUGGGGAGACAGUUGACUCAGACUCAGCCCGUGUUUAGCGCACCAGCUUGGCUCUGAUGCUGCUUCUGUGUUGGAGCUCCAGUGACAACCCUCAGAGAUGCCUAUUCUCUCCGGUGGCAGCGACCACGACUACAGCUACAAUUCCUGCACUUCCUUGAACCACCUGUUUCCCAUCUCAGUGGUCGAGACUCCCCCCGCCAAAGGGGUCCACUACCAACGGGCCCAGAGGAUUUACCACCCAGAUCGGCUCCGGACAGUUGAUCUGAAGAGGGAGAUCAUGGUCAAUGUUGGCGGCUUCAAGUACCUGUUGCCCUGGAGCACCUUGGACGAGUUCCCCGCAUCCCGGCUAAGCAAGCUGAAGUUCUGCAGCAGCUACGAAGAGAUAAUCCAGCUGUGCGAUGACUAUGAUGAAGACACGCAAGAGUUUUUCUUUGACCGGAACCCCAGCGCUUUUGGGGUGAUUGUCAGCUUCCUCACAGCAGGGAAACUGAUGCUCCUCAGCGACACCUGUGCCUUGUCCUUCCAGGAGGAGUUGAAGUACUGGGGGAUCGAGGAGUCCAACUUGGAGAACUGCUGCUUCCGGAAGCUCUUCCAGAAGGCUGAGGAGCUGGCCGAGAUGCGCAGAGAGGAGGAAAUGCAGAUGAGCAAAGUGACAGCCUGCGUCCUGGAAGAGGAGACCAAAUAUGGCCAGUUUAUGAGCAAGCUGAGGGACAUGGUGGAAAACCCCCGGUCGGGCCUCCCAGGGAAAAUCUUUGCUUGCCUCUCCAUCCUCUUUGUGGCCACCACAGCGAUAAGCCUUUGUGUCAGCACCAUGCCAGACUUAAGGGAAGAAGAAGACAGGGGCGAAUGUUCCCAAAAGUGCUAUUACAUGUUCAUCAUUGAGACCAUCUGCGUGGCUUGGUUCUCCCUGGAGUUCUGCCUCCGAUUCAUCCAGGCCAAGAGCAAAUGUCAGUUUUUCAAAGGUCCUCUGAACAUCAUUGACUUCUUGGCCAUCUCCCCAUAUUAUGCUUCCCUCAUUGUGCUGGACGACGAGCCCACUGAGAAUGACAGCAGGCCGAGUGGAAGCUCGUACCUUGAGAAGGUGGGCUUGGUGCUACGGGUCUUACGUGCCUUGAGGAUACUGUAUGUCAUGCGCCUUGCUAGGCACUCUUUGGGAUUGCAGACUUUGGGCCUCACUGUCCGGAGGAGCGCAAGAGAGUUUGGCCUGCUCUUGCUCUUCCUGUGUGUGGCCGUCACCCUCUUUUCCCCACUGGUCUACCUUGCAGAGAACGAAUCUGGGAAGAUCCUGGAGUUUACCAGCAUCCCUGCCUCUUACUGGUGGGCUAUCAUCUCCAUGACAACAGUGGGCUACGGGGACAUGGUACCCAGGAGCGUCCCAGGCCAGAUGGUUGCCCUAAGCAGCAUCCUGAGUGGAAUACUCAUUAUGGCUUUCCCAGCCACCUCCAUAUUCCACACAUUCUCCCACUCCUACUCCGAGCUGAGGAGGGAGCAUGAGCGGCUACAGUCCCGAAUCAUGAGGCUAAAAAACGCCAACACUUCUGGUGAGAGUGACACACUGAACGAGAGCGAAAGCUUCACUACGGAUGCAACUGGCUCACCCAUCAAGUACAUCUACAAAGGAUAAUGAACAUCCUGCUGCAAAAUAGUAAUAAUCUGUGUACUGUAAUGCACAAAGCAAAGCAGUUAGCCCAAGGCUUGCAAUUCGCCAUUUUUCAAAUGCAAUUGCUUCUGCAAAAGUCUGCCCGGGUGAAGCUUAAAGCACAUUGCUGAAAACAGUAACAAACAAUGCUCAGGCAGUAACGGCAAUGACAGGGUGGGUCUGGGGUACUAAAGGGUGCUGGUGAUGUUAGGAGCCCCACGUAGGAGUCUGGCUUACAGGCUGAGCAAAACAUACACCAAGCUGUGGCCCUAGACUAGAUCAGGGAUGGGAAACCCUUUUUUCAGCCCAAGGGCCAUGUUCCUUCAUAGGAGACCUCCUAGAGGUCACAUGCCAGGGGUAGGCAGGGCCAGGGCAAAAAGUGGGUGGAGACAGAGACAAAGGUGAACAGGGCUGGGUGCAAUAGUGGACGGAACAACAGUUGUGUGACUCUUUGCCUCUGUACAAUAGGCUGUGUUCCAAUCAUGCAAAAGCCAAAGGUUUCUACAUGUGCACAUCUCUAUCAGGAGAAACUAGAGGCAUUAUCAAAGUUAUAGGGCAUAUUUUGGCCAGGUAAAAGCACUUCAGGGGUGUGUGGAACAGGGCUGGUGUGGGGUGUGUGAGGGACAGAGAAGGGAGCAUUUUGAGGA
Lacerta agilis (Sand lizard) is the source of this 2726-nucleotide messenger RNA. RefSeq names its product potassium voltage-gated channel modifier subfamily G member 4 (gene KCNG4). Gene Ontology annotation, molecular function: delayed rectifier potassium channel activity. The coding region runs from base 538 to 2064 and encodes 508 amino acids. The record is from RefSeq and is a predicted model, not a curated record. Gene Ontology annotation, cellular component: membrane; voltage-gated potassium channel complex. Gene Ontology annotation, biological process: protein homooligomerization; potassium ion transmembrane transport. The transcript has 3 exons. Lineage: Eukaryota; Metazoa; Chordata; Lepidosauria; Squamata; Lacertidae.